Molecule: messenger RNA, 2594 nt
Organism: Prosopis cineraria
Lineage: Eukaryota; Viridiplantae; Streptophyta; Magnoliopsida; Fabales; Fabaceae
Molecular function (GO): RNA binding; 5'-3' DNA helicase activity; ATP hydrolysis activity
Source: RefSeq, a predicted model, not a curated record
AUGGCUACGUCGACUAGCUUCUUGUGCAGUAGAACCCCGGCAAAAUGGGCUUCAAAACGCUCAUCACCUUCAUUUGGCUUCCAACAACCCAUUCGAAACGUCCCAACGGCAGCAAUAAUGAAACUAAGCUUUCCAGUAACACCAAAAGCAGAAGACGACGUCGAUUUAAAUGUUCCCGGCAGUGGACUUGAACCCCAGAUAGAAGAACAGGAGGAGGUCCAAGGCAUUGAGAGAGGGAGAGAAAGUAGCAUUGAGGCACCGCUCAACGUGAGUGGUAUCUACCAGAAUGGAGACCCACUCGGGCGGAAGGAUAUGGAGCCGAUUGAGUUCUUGGUUAGCCAUGGUCAGGCUCAACAAGAACUCUGUGACACUAUUUGUAAUUUAAAUGCCAUCAGUACAUCUACAGGAUUGGGAGGAAUGCAUUUGGUUUUAUUCAAGGUUGAAGGGAACCACCGGUUACCACCUACUACACUUUCACCUGGAGACAUGGUUUGUGUGAGAACAUGUGAUAACAGGGGCACAGUCACAACCUCUUGCCUGCAAGGCUUUGUUAACAAUCUUGGGGAUGACGGCUGUAGUAUCAGUGUUGCUUUAGAGUCACGCUAUGGUGAUCCCACAUUCUCUAAACUCUUUGGGAAGAGUGUGCGUAUUGACCGAAUCCAAGGACUGGCCGAUACUCUUACCUAUGAGCGCAACUGUGAAGCCUUAAUGCUGCUUCAGAAGAAUGUUCUACGAAAGAAGAAUCCUUCUAUUGCUGUUGUGGCUACACUGUUUGGAGACAGGGAAGAUUUUGCUUGGCUUGAGAAAAAUCAUAUAGGUGAUUGGGGUGAAGAAAACAUAAACGGACUGUUAGGAAGUGAAAGCUUUGAUAAUUCCCAGCAAAGAGCAAUAGCACUAGGUAAUAAAAAUAAAAAUAGGCCUGUAUUGGUUAUCCAAGGGCCUCCUGGUACAGGGAAGACAGGUUUGCUCAAGCAACUUAUAGCAUAUGCUGUUCAGCGAGGUGAAAGGGUUCUUGUAACAGCACCUACUAAUGCAGCUAUUGAUAACAUGGUGGAAAAGCUUUCAAAUAUUGGAUUAAACAUUGUGCGGGUUGGCAACCCUGCUCGUAUAUCAAAAACUGUGGGUUCAAAGUCUCUAGGAGAAAUUGUAAAUGCUAAGCUUGGAAGUUUUCGAGCUGAGUAUGAAAGGAAGAAGUCAGAUCUAAGGAGAGAUCUUAGAUAUUGCUUAAAAGAUGAUUCAUUAGCAGCUGGCAUACGUCAACUUCUGAAACAGUUGGGAAGGUCACUGAAGAGGAAGGAAAAGGAAACUAUGAACGAGGUGCUAUCUAAUGCUCAAGUUGUGCUUGCCACAAAUACUGGUUCAGCUGAUCCAUUGAUUCGAAAGCUAGAUGCUUUUGACUUGGUUGUUAUAGAUGAAGCUGGACAGGCAAUUGAACCUUCUUGCUGGAUUCCCAUAUUGCAGGGAAAGCGUUGCAUUCUUGCUGGUGAUCAAUGCCAACUUGCUCCAGUCAUAUUAUCUAGAAAGGCUUUGGAAGGAGGUCUUGGAAUAUCAUUACUGGAGAGGGCUACAACUUUGCAUGAAGGGGUUCUCACCACAAGCUUAACAAUACAAUACCGUAUGAAUGAUGCAAUUGCUAGUUGGGCAUCAAAGGAGAUGUAUGGUGGACUAUUGAAGUCCUCUGAGAAUGUCUUUUAUCAUCUUCUUGUGGACUCUCCUUUUGUCAAGCCUACAUGGAUAACACAGUGUCCUCUGUUGUUGCUCGAUACAAGAAUGCCAUAUGGAAGUCUGUCAAUUGGUUGCGAAGAGCAUCUAGACCCAGCUGGAACAGGUUCAUUUUAUAAUGAAGGAGAAGCUGAUAUUGUUGUGCAGCAUGUCUUUUCCUUAAUUUGUGCUGGUGUCAACCCAACAGCUAUUAUGGUGCAAUCUCCUUAUGUUGCUCAAGUACAACUUUUGAGGGACAUGCUGGAUGAGCUGCCAGAGGCUGCUGGUACUGAGGUUGCAACAAUUGAUAGCUUUCAAGGACGGGAAGCAGAUGCAGUAAUUAUAUCCAUGGUACGUUCAAAUGCUUUAGGUGCUGUUGGAUUCCUAGGUGAUAGCAGAAGAAUCAAUGUUGCCAUCACGAGGGCACGCAAACAUGUAGCAGUGGUAUGUGACAGCUCCACAGUUUGCCAUAAUACCUUCUUAGCAAGACUUCUACGUCACAUCCGGCAUUUCGGUAGGGUGAAACAUGCAGAACCCGGUCGUUCUGGAGGUUCCGGGCUGGGCAUGAAUCCAAUGUUACCCUCCGUUAAUUAGUGUUCCGAUUUCUGACGCUGCUACUGCGUGCUGAUGCUUCGUGAUUGUUUCUGAUGUUGCUUUCGAUAUCAGUAUUGAUCAUGCAUUGUUUGGCCUUUCAUCGGUCAGCGUAGAAUGUAAAGUAUGGCAAUUAUGAACUCAAUUGAAAUUCAUAUAAAUUAAAUCAUUUUAUCAACUGCCUUCUGCAAACAUCAGGGGGAGUUGCGCUGAAACAACGUGUUAAUUAGACUGUACCUCAUGAUUUAAGGUGAACUGUACUAUUCAUAACAUAUAAAAUAGAUCUUCAGUAAUAUUGUAUA